GGCCAUUUUAAAAUAAACUGCGUGUCGUUCUAACUGCACAAAAACGAUGCGGGCUUUUCACUUUCCCGCCACACAAGAAGCCACUCGAAUCGAGACCCUUACCGAUACGAGAGCAUAAUCUUCUCUUUCCUUUCGGCGAUGACGGCCAAGCGAAACCGUAAGAAGCCAUGUAAGGUCUCAGAUCCAGUCAGCUUAUUUCGGUCCCUUGCUUCAGCUAUCGCUUCCGCUCAGGUUUCUAAGCAGCCAAUCUUGAGACGCCUGUUGUACAUUCUGGGUCAAUUAUCACUAACUCAACCAAUAAGCUGGGAGGUCGCCUCGCACUAUUGGAAUAUUGAGCAAGUGGAAUUGAUCAAAUUCGAUGAUGUUUGUAACCUCUCUGAUGCUUUGUUCACGGAGCUUGAUACGAGUUUCGAGAACAUUUUCUCCACUUUACUCAAAGGGAACGCUGAAACUUGCCCCACAUCUGCAGCUGUGGAAUUAGCCAUUCUGUUCUUAAGAUGCUGUGUAAAGAUCGUGACUUUACUUUUGCCCAGACAAGACCUGGUUUUCAUGAAUGAGAUAUUGGUGAAUAAGUCAGUCAGAGAUGUGCUUUUCCUUGUCGAUUCUGCAUCCUCCUCGUGUAGACUGUUCAGUAAGCAUGACAGGGCCGGUGUGGUGGAAAUGGUUUCUGCACAUUUUAUCAUCUCAGCUUCUGACGAGAAAACGAAUAGAAUGUGUGCUGAGAGAUUAUGCUGUGAUGCGUUUACACCUACUCAGAUAAGCCUGUGUGCUGCCAUGUCCUUGCUGCAAAACCCGGUGAUUUCCUCUGCGCCGAGAAUGAUUCAUGCCUAUGUGGUUUUAUUGGUCUCUGACGCCAUCGGUGCUUGUUCGCCUCCAUGUGUUAAGGGACCAGACCUUCAGUUUAUUGAUAGCUAUAUUGAUGCGUUCGAAAAGUCUGUUGCUUUGUACACGAUGAACAUGUGUAAGGGUGAGAAUGCCCCAUCUGGUCGGGUGGCUUUUGAGCAUCUUCUUUUGCCCUCGACACUGGAAAAAGUUAAACGUCUCACACUGAAGUUAGAGGAGUCAUGGGGUGCAUAUCAAAGUGACAGUGCCAAGAGAGAAAACAAUGAGCUGGUGGCGAAUUCUGUUGCAUACGCAAAGGCCAGCUUAUGUGUAUUUGAUAGCUCCUGCUCAGAGAGUAUGUUGUCUCAGACUUUAUCCAUUCUUGGUGGCAUGAUACUUAGAGCUAGUUCUGAUGAUGUCGUGGACUCUGUGCUGCAGAAACACAAGGCGUCUAAUAUGGAAGAUCUAUAUCUGCUUGCAUCAACACUGAAGCUGAUGAGCUACUCGAUGUUGCAAGCCAUUCGGGUUCUUAGGAAUUGCAACUGGCAUCAGUCUGAAGCUGUAGGAGAUGUUCGAGCCUGCAAGGAAUACAAAGCCAUGAUGGAUGUUGUUCAACGUUUUGAGCAGUUGAGUGUUCAUUUGCCCGGUCAAAGCUUCCUGCGCGACAGAAAUGCGAAAUCGAAGUGGAUGCUUAUGCAUUUUUCAGGCUUACUCUCUGUAAGCUAUGCACUCAAGCUUGACUUUCUAAUGAAGAACUCCAUUUUUGGAAUGGUGGUAUCUCUGUAUUUACUUAUCCUAGAAGGGGGUGACUUGGAAGCACUUAAGAAUUCAGUUUGUCACUCAGAAAGUCCGUCGUCAUCUUCCAUACCAUCCAGUGGUUCCAAAGACUUGGAAGCUUCUUGUAAUGCUGAGGAGACUGCAGUAGAUAGGAAAUCGAGCGGGGCGGUGGCUUUGAAGUUUCAAAAAAUCCGAACUUUGUACUUGGGGAAGAUGUCUGAAGCUAAAGAUGCAGAGAAUUGUGGAGUUGGUGUGGAAGAGGAAAGCUGCAAUGGGGAGAAAUUUCUGUGGUGUGUGGCCGGAAAAGGCAAGAUGAAAAGCAGCGACGUGGAGGAGUUGGCAGAUUUCAUAGCGUGUGAGCCCGGGAAGGAUUAUUCGGAUUGGCUAAAAGGGAGAGAACGGUUUCGGAAUCAACGGUGGAAGUCGGAGAAGAUUGCUCUCCAAAGGUGGAAUAGGAAGCAAAAAGCAUGGAGAGAGAGCAAAAGGAAGAGUAGCUAAAAACAUAUAUCAAUCUCUUGUAGUAUAAGAGUUAAUUAUGUAAUAUCUGAGAUCAAUGAAAGUAAACUUGUUUAGGUGAGUGAGCACUGAGAA
Messenger RNA from Thlaspi arvense, 2190 nucleotides. Lineage: Eukaryota; Viridiplantae; Streptophyta; Magnoliopsida; Brassicales; Brassicaceae. The record is from the annotation of a GenBank genome assembly.